This is a messenger RNA of Histoplasma mississippiense, 576 nucleotides long. RefSeq lists its product with no specific name. The record is from RefSeq and is a predicted model, not a curated record. The transcript has 3 exons. Gene Ontology annotation, molecular function: ATP hydrolysis activity; ATP binding. Lineage: Eukaryota; Fungi; Ascomycota; Eurotiomycetes; Onygenales; Ajellomycetaceae. The coding region runs from base 1 to 576 and encodes 191 amino acids.
AUGUUUAAUGUCCUCUUCCCUGUACCUGCAGGUGAAUUAAUCGGGGAUAGAUGCCUGGAGGAUCAUGUUUCCAACAUAUUUAAGACCGCUAGCCAUUUCAACGCUAUACUUCUUGUGGACGAAGCCGAUGUCUUUUUGCAUGGGCGCUCUGUCGGCGGAGUCCACGAUCAUUCCGUGACGGUCUUCCUCCGCAAACUUGAAUAUUUUGAGGGGGUUUUGUUUCUCACUACAAACCGUGUCGACGAAUUUGAUGAUGCUAUCCUCAGCAGGAUCCAUUAUAAGCUGAAGUAUGAGGCUUUGGGCCGGGAAUUCCGGAGAGAUGUCUGGAGGAGUUUCCUUUCAAAGUCGUGCACGCAUCAGGGAAGCCCGCAGCUGUCCAGUGAUGAGCUGCAUAAACUGGAGGGUUUGGACCUCAGUGCCCGAGAGAUCAGAAACCUGGCUAUGAUCGUCCAUGCACUCACCACUGUCAGUAAAGAUCGUGUGUCUUACACCCAUCUGGAGCAGGCCGCGGAAUCGAACGAGGAAUUCGCGCACGCAUUCAAUCGCACGGAGCGUCUCGAGACCAUGUACAAUUAG